Molecule: messenger RNA, 447 nt
Organism: Hordeum vulgare subsp. vulgare (domesticated barley)
Lineage: Eukaryota; Viridiplantae; Streptophyta; Magnoliopsida; Poales; Poaceae
Product: E3 ubiquitin-protein ligase TRIM33-like
Exons: 2
Coding region: 16-447 (143 amino acids)
Cellular component (GO): MICOS complex; mitochondrion; mitochondrial inner membrane
Molecular function (GO): protein binding
Source: RefSeq, a predicted model, not a curated record
CCUAUCGUCCCUCCCAUGGCGGAGUCGUCCGAGAACGCCGCCGCGGCGCCCGCGCCCGCGCCACCUGCCGCCCCCGCCCCGGCCACGGUCCCGUCGCCGGCGCCGAAGACGUCCCUGCCCGCCAGCUCCGGGAUCCCGCCGCGGUACGACCUGGACGCCAAGUGGGACGCCUGCCUCGACCUCUCCAUCCGCCGCGUCGCCUACUCCUCCCUCACCGGCGCCUUCGGGGGCCUCAUCCUCUUCCGUAAGCUCCCCCCACCUCCCCCUCCCCCUUCCCAUUCCCGUCCGAUAUCGCCAGAAAAUCUCCUCCCACCGAUCGAAAGCGAAGGCUCUCUCCUCCCCCUCCUCAAGGCCAAGAUCCAGGACAAGGAGGGCAUCCCACUGGACCAGCAGCGUCUCAUCUUCGCUCGCAAGCAGCUUGAGGAUGGAUGGGCGCACUCUGGCUGA